GAUAGAUUUGUUGGUGUCAUCUAGAGUGGGACACCUUGGUGGAGAGUGCCAAGGAUAUGAAACAGUGAGAAGAGAGAUCACUGGAAUUUCCAUAUCCUUGAUGAGUGAUUUAUGAGCAUGUUGUUAUUGGUGAAGGAAAGGUGAAAAAUAAAUAUUGAAUAUGCCAGUGGAGAAGUUGAAAGGUUUCAACUGUGAUUAAACUGACAUAUAUUCUAUUACUUUGUCGAAACAUAUCUUGAGCAAAUUUUCUGUCACCAUGCCUGCGGAUUUUCCGGUUGGACCCUUCUCUCCCUUAGAUAAUUCUCAUAGAGUUUGGGAAGAUCCAUCCUUUAUCAAGUGGAGAAAGUGUGAUGCACAUGUGCCACUGCACUCACAUGAUUCAGUUGAAGGAUCUCUUAGAUAUUGGUAUGAGCGCAGCAAGGUGGAUUUGCUGAAUUCAAAUUCAGCUGUAUGGAAUGAUGAUGCUGUUUUUGCUUCCCUGGAGAGUGCUGCUUUCUGGGUCAAGGGCUUACCUUUUGUAAAGUCUUUAAGUGGGCACUGGAAGUUCUUUUUGGCCUCUUCUCCUACAAGUGUUCCAGCAAACUUUUGUGAUAGCAGUUAUGAUGAUUCUCUUUGGGAAACACUACCAGUUCCUUCAAAUUGGCAGACGCAUGGUUUUGAUUGUCCUAUCUAUACAAAUAUUCCUUAUCCAUUUCCUAUGAAUCCACCCUAUGUUCCUCCAGACAAUCCCACGGGCUGUUAUAGGAAAUAUUUUCACAUUCCAAGAGAAUGGAGAGGUCGCCAAAUCUUGCUGCAUUUUGAGGCUGUUGAUUCUUCCUUCUUUGCUUGGGUAAAUGGAAUCCUCAUUGGAUAUAGCCAGGAUAGCAGACUACCUGCUGAAUUCGAUAUCACGGAUUGCUGCCAUCCUUGUGAUUCAGACAAGGAAAAUGUUCUUGCUGUUCAAGUCAUGAGAUGGAGUGAUGGUUCUUAUUUAGAAGAUCAAGACCAUUGGUGGUUGUCUGGUAUUCACCGAGAUGUGCUUCUUCUAUCAAAGCCACAGGUGUUUAUUGCAGAUUACUUCUUCACAUCAAAUUUGGAUGAAAAGUUUCUUUCAGCUGAUGUGCAGGUUGAAAUUAAAAUUGAUGUGAUGCGGGAAAAUUCUGAGGAUGUCAAUCUUUCCAGCUUAACCAUGGAAGCUACACUUUAUGAUAAUGCAGGGUGGUCUAACAGUGGAGAUAACAGUAGAAAGAUGGAUCUGACUUCUUAUGAUGUGGUACAUAUGAAGCUCAAAUCACAGCCUGCUGGAAGUCUUGGGUUUCAUGGUUAUCAUCUCGAGGGGAAAGUGGAGAGGCCAAGACUUUGGUCCAGUGAGCAUCCAAAUUUAUAUACUCUUGUCCUCGUUCUAAAAGAUGCAUCCGGGAAGCUACUGGAUUGUGAAUCAUGCCAAGUCGGCAUACGGCAAAUAUCUCGAGCUCCAAAACAGAUGCUUGUGAACGGGCUUCCUGUUGUAAUACAUGGUGUAAAUAGACAUGAGCAUCAUCCACGUACAGGAAAGACAAAUUUGGAGGCAUGCAUGAUUAAGGAUUUGGUUCUAAUGAAGCAAAACAAUAUCAAUGCUGUAAGAAAUAGCCAUUACCCUCAACAUCCAAGAUGGUAUGAAUUGUGUGACCUUUUUGGUGUCUACAUGAUAGAUGAAGCCAAUAUCGAGACGCAUGGUUUUGAUCUUUCUAGCAAUUUCAAACAUCCUACAUUAGAACCGAGUUGGGCUAGCUCCAUGUUGGAUCGCGUCAUUAGCAUGGUCGAGAGGGACAAGAACCAUGCAUGCAUUAUUGCAUGGUCCUUGGGAAAUGAAUCUGGAUAUGGACCUAAUCAUUCUGCUCUGGCUGGUUGGAUUCGAGGAAAAGACUCAUCAAGGCUCUUGCAUUAUGAAGGAGGUGGCUCCAGAACAUCAUCAACAGAUAUUGUAUGUCCUAUGUACAUGCGUGUAUGGGACAUGUUGAAAGUCGCUGGAGACCCUUUUGAAGAUAGACCUCUUAUUCUGUGCGAGUAUUCACAUGCAAUGGGAAACAGUAAUGGGAAUAUUCAUGAGUACUGGAAAGCUAUUGACGGCACAGUUGGUCUCCAAGGAGGUUUUAUUUGGGAUUGGGUUGACCAGGGCCUGCUGAAGGAGGGCAGUGAUAGACGUAAAUAUUGGGCAUAUGGAGGUGACUUUGGAGAUACACCCAAUGAUUUAAAUUUCUGUUUGAAUGGCCUUACAUGGCCAGAUCGAACUCCUCACCCUGCUCUACAUGAGGUUAAAUAUGUCUAUCAGCCCAUAAAGGUGUUCUUAAUGGAUAGCACAGUUAAGAUAGUUAAUGAACACUUUUUUGACACAACACAAACUACAGAGUUCAGUUGGAUUCUUCAUGGAGAUGGAUGCAACCUGGGUUCUGGGAUACUUGACCUCCCUGUAAUGGCACCUCAAAGUAGUUAUGAUAUUGAAUUCAAAUCAUCCCCAUGGUAUUCUCUUUGGAAAUCAUGUUCAGCAACAGAGAUAUUCUUAACAAUAACUGCAAAACUAAAACAUUCAACACGAUGGGCAGAGGAUGGUCAUGUCCUUGCUUCUACUCAACUAUGUUUACUCGCCAAAAGUGAAUCCAGUCCUCAUGUCAUCAACUUGACAAAAAGCAAAACCCUACUUUCUGAGUAUGUUGGUGAUAUUUUAACAGUUAGCAAUCAGAAUGUCUGGCAGAUAAAACUUAACACCUGCACUGGAACAAUUGAAAGUUGGAAGGUUGAAGGGUGUCUACUUAUAAAUCAGGGCAUACUUCCCUGCUUUUGGCGAGCACCUACUGACAACGACAAAGGAGGAGGUCCAAACAGCUAUGCCUCCAAGUGGAAGGUGGCCGGCCUAGAUAAUGUCUCAUUUCAUACAGGGCACUGCUCCAUAAAGGAAUUGACAGAUUGUACUGUUCAGGUAUCAGCUGUAUAUUUUGGUGUUUCCAGGGAUCAAGAGAUCCUGCGGGGUUCUGGAGGUUUCAACGAGCAUGAACAUUCAAGUUACAUUCUUUUCAGAGUUGAUGUGUGUUACUGGAUCUAUGAAACUGGUGAUCUGAUAAUUGAAUACAAUAUAAAUCCUAAGAAUAAUCUUCCUCCUCUUCCUCGUGUUGGGGUUGUAUUCCAUGUUGACCAAUCAUUAGAUCAUGUGACCUGGUAUGGGAAAGGACCAUUCGAAUGUUAUCCAGAUCGGAAAGCAGCAGCCCAUGUUGGUAUUUAUGAAAGUACCGUAGAAGAUAUGCAUGUACCUUACAUUUUUCCUGGUGAGUGUUCUGGUCGAGCAGAUGUACGAUGGGUAGCAUUACAAAACAGGGAUGGUGUUGGCCUGUUUGCUUCCAUUUAUGGCACAUCACCACCUAUGCAAAUGAGUGCAAGCUACUAUAGUACUGAGGAACUUGACAAGGCGACUCACGUCCAAGACCUAGUCAAAGGAGAUGACAUUGAGGUACAUCUUGAUCAUAAGCACAUGGGUUUGGGUGGGGAUGACAGUUGGUCCCCUUCUGUACAUGAUCAAUACCUGGUGCCUCCAAUGUCUUACUCUUUUUCCAUGAGACUAUGCGCUGUCUUUCCAGCAACUUCAUGCCAAGAGAUCUAUAGAUCGCAGUUUCCACAGUGAUAUUACUGGUACCUGUUGGACAAACAAUGAACUAUGAGAGUUAAUCUGUACUAUGGACUGACUAGCGAACAAGAUUGCUGGACAGAAAGAUAAUGCUCUGACCAAUGAACACAUCAUGCUAUAUAUUCAGACAAAUUCUUGGACAGAACUAAAAUGGUAUUAAGCAUUGUGUGUCUAGUGCUGAACUCUUGUAUUUUAGUCAUCCAAUAUAGUUUUCAUGGAUGAAAUAUAACUUAUAUUUUGUGCAGUGUUAUUUUUUCUUUUUUGUUAGGAAAAUGUUAAAAUAGUGAGUUAUUUUAUUUGGUGCAUGGUGAAAAACAAA
Molecule: messenger RNA, 3953 nt
Organism: Elaeis guineensis (African oil palm)
Lineage: Eukaryota; Viridiplantae; Streptophyta; Magnoliopsida; Arecales; Arecaceae
Biological process (GO): lactose catabolic process
Cellular component (GO): beta-galactosidase complex
Molecular function (GO): beta-galactosidase activity; carbohydrate binding
Source: RefSeq, a predicted model, not a curated record